UUUGGUAAAUAUAAAAACAUAUUUCACAGACUUCCGUACUCGCAAUGAAUUCAUAAUAAGAAAGAAGUGCUACUUAAAGCAAUAAACAUGAAUAAAUAGUUAAAGAAAUAAUAUACAUAGUUUAAUGAUAAAAUGCACCAGAUAGUUUAUACAACAGUUAAAGUAUGUAUGCAUCUGUUUCACGUGAAUCGAUGUAAGGUAUCUUUAUCAGUUAUAAUUCUUUUGUACUGGAUUGUUUUUGGAACUGCUUUGCCCCCAGUGAUUCGAUUAGGUGCUAUAUUCACCGAGGAUCAGCGCAACAGUAAAAUUGAGUCGUCGUUCAAGUAUGCAAUUUAUCGCAUCAACAAGGAUAAGGCGAUUCUAAUGAACACACAACUUGUAUAUGAUAUUGAAUAUGUACCACGGGAUGACACAUUUCGUACAACAAAAAGAGUAUGCCGGCAAUUAGAGACUGGCGUGCAGUCGAUAUUUGGUCCUUCCAAUCCAUUAUUAGCAAGCCAUAUACAAUCCAUAUGCGAAACUUUUGAUGUACCUCAUGUCGAGAUUCGAAUUGAUUUGGAUAGGAGUAUUAAAGAAUUUUCCAUAAAUUUGUAUCCUUCGCAACAUCAUAUGAAUUUGGCUUAUAGGGAUUUAAUGGUAUACUUGAAUUGGACAAAAGUUGCAAUAAUAUAUGAGGAGGAUUAUGGUCUAUUUAAACAACAGGAUCUUAUGUAUACGACAGCAGAUAUGCGAACGGAAAUGUAUAUUCGACAAGUCAGUUCUACCUUGUCUUCAUAUCGGCAAGUUCUUCGAGCUAUCCGACAAAAGGAGAUCUAUAAAAUAAUAGUUGAUACUAGUGCUAAACAUAUAAAGGAAUUCUUUCGAGCGAUUCUGCAACUACAAAUGAAUGAUUACCGUUACCACUACAUGUUCACCACUUUUGAUAUGGAUACUUAUGACCUGGAAGACUUUAAGUACAAUGGUGUUAAUAUUACUGCAUUUCGAUUAGUGGAUGUAGAAAGUAAACGAUAUGAAGACAUCGUUGAACAAAUGCAAAAAUUCCAACACAAUGGUUUGGACAUUAUAAACGGGAGACCAUACAUUCAGACACAAUCGGCGCUUAUGUUUGACGCAGUUUAUGCAUUUGCUGCUGGUCUUAAAGAGCUUGAUCGCAGUCAUACCCUAUCCCUUCGAAACCUUUCUUGCGAUUCAGAAGAAUCUUGGAGUGAUGGGCUAUCGUUGUAUAAUUACAUAAAUUCAGCUACAUUUGAUGGGUUAACAGGAAAAGUUCGGUUUUCAGAUGGCCAUCGUAGUGGAUUUCAAAUUGAUUUGUUAAAACUAAAACAUGAUUCAAUUCAAAAAGUAGGCUACUGGAACACUGAAGUGGGUAUAAAUAUUACUGAUCCAAAUGCUUUUUAUGACAUAAAUAAUGCCAAUAUAACAUUACUUGUUGUCACAAGAGAGGAAAAACCAUAUGUUAUGGUGAAACAAGACACUAAUUUAACUGGUAAUGCUCGUUUUGAAGGAUUUUGUAUUGAUUUACUUAAAGCGAUAGCAGUACAAGUGGGUUUUCAGUAUAACAUUGAGUUAGUUCCCGAUAAUAUGUAUGGAGUUUAUAAUCCGGAAACGAACACUUGGAAUGGUAUUGUGCGAGAACUUAUGGAAAGUCGUGCGGAUUUGGCUGUUGCGUCCAUGACAAUAAAUUAUGCUCGCGAAAGUGUUAUUGAUUUUACGAAACCAUUUAUGAACUUAGGCAUUGGAAUUCUGUUUAAAGUACCAACUAGUCAACCUACUCGUCUAUUCUCCUUUAUGAAUCCACUGGCUAUGGAAAUAUGGUUGUAUGUGCUAGCUGCUUAUAUACUAGUUUCUUUUACGCUAUUUGUAAUGGCACGUUUCUCACCUUACGAAUGGAGUAAUCCUCAUCCCUGCCUGAAAGAAUCUGAUAUAGUGGAAAACCAAUUUUCUAUAUCAAAUAGUUUUUGGUUCAUAACAGGAACAUUUCUGCGUCAGGGAUCCGGGAUAAAUCCAAAGAAAUCUGAUCGAGCACAAACUCGGUUCUUCUCGUUUAUGAAUCCCUUGGCAGUUGACAUUUGGUUUUAUAUUGCUUUUGGUUAUAUAUUGGUAUCGCUCACAAUAUGGAUUGUUGCCAGAUUUUCUCCAAUAGAGUGGCAGUCUUCAAAGCCAUCCUGUUCAAUGGCAUGUAAACACAAUUCAGAAGAAAUAAAUAUCGAAAACCGGGAACAACAAAGAAUAGAGAAUGAGUUCAAGAUUCAUCGAAAUGUGUCCUCUGAGCAUUUAAAUAAAAUUUUAGAUGACGACAAGCAAAAUAUAAAUUUUGUUCAACUGGACAUGAAAAAUGUCAAUAAAGAAAUUCACUAUGAUAGUAAACCAUUGAAAUAUAAUUUUAUUGAAUCCGAUAAAAUGCGAAAGAAAUCUGUAAACAUUGAACUGAGUUAUACGAAGCCUGUGCCAGAUAUUCAAAAUUUGGCUUCUAUGGAAUGUGAACACGAUGACGAAACUGAACUCGUCAAUGUCCAAAAUGAUUUUACUUUAAAAAACAGUUUUUGGUUUGCUAUCAGCGCAUUAAUGCAACAGGGAUGUGAUUUGUAUCCUAGGGCAACAAGCACAAGAAUUGUUGGCGGAAUUUGGUGGUUUUUUACGCUAAUCAUUAUAUCCUCAUAUACUGCUAAUUUGGCAGCAUUUUUGACUGUUGAACGGAUGCAUGUGCCUAUUGAAAGUGCUUCAGACUUAGCAGAACAAACUGAUAUUGCUUACGGAACGCUUGAAGGCGGCUCAACAAUGACAUUUUUUAGGGAUUCUAAAAUAGGAAUUUAUCAAAAAAUGUGGCGUUAUAUGGAGAAUAGAAAGUCUUCUGUUUUUGUGAAGACUUAUGACGACGGUAUAAGAAGAGUUAUGGAUGGAAACUAUGCAUUUUUAAUGGAGUCUACUAUGCUUGACUUUGCAGUUCAACGGGACUGUAAUUUAACACAAAUCGGUGGCUUACUUGACUCAAAAGGCUACGGCAUUGCCACCCCAAAGGGCUCCCAAUGGCGAGAUCCAAUGUCUCUUGCAAUUUUAGAAUUGCAAGAAAAAGGUAUAAUACAAAUUCUUUAUGACAAAUGGUGGAAAAACACUGGAGAUGUUUGUAAUCGUGACGAUAAAAACAAGGAAUCGAAAGCGAAUGCAUUAGGUGUAGAAAAUAUCGGUGGUGUUUUCGUCGUUUUACUUUGUGGUCUGGCUCUAUCGGUAGUCGUUGCAAUUCUUGAAUUUUGCUGGAAUUCAAAAAAACAUGUACAAAAUGAAAACCAAUCAUUGUGUUCUGAAAUGGCGGAGGAACUACGAUUUGCAAUGCAAUGUCAUGCUUCUAAGCAGAGGCCGGCUCUUAAACGAAAUUGCAUGAAAUGUACUCCCGCCACAACAUAUGUUCCAACUGGAGUAGGUAUGCCGCAUAUUGGCGGUGUGCAAUACAAUUACUUUAAUUGAUAUAUUGAAAUAAAAAAUUUUAUGAAUACAA
This is a messenger RNA of Teleopsis dalmanni, 3493 nucleotides long. Its product is annotated as glutamate receptor ionotropic, kainate 2. The record is from RefSeq and is a predicted model, not a curated record. Gene Ontology annotation, biological process: monoatomic ion transport. Gene Ontology annotation, cellular component: plasma membrane; postsynaptic membrane. The transcript is spliced from 15 exons. Lineage: Eukaryota; Metazoa; Arthropoda; Insecta; Diptera; Diopsidae. Gene Ontology annotation, molecular function: glutamate-gated receptor activity. The coding region runs from base 133 to 3462 and encodes 1109 amino acids.